Molecule: messenger RNA, 1724 nt
Organism: Trichomycterus rosablanca
Lineage: Eukaryota; Metazoa; Chordata; Actinopteri; Siluriformes; Trichomycteridae
Product: zinc finger protein 513
Exons: 4
Coding region: 120-1724 (534 amino acids)
Biological process (GO): regulation of transcription by RNA polymerase II
Cellular component (GO): nucleus
Molecular function (GO): DNA-binding transcription factor activity, RNA polymerase II-specific
Source: RefSeq, a predicted model, not a curated record
GUGAUCUGCUGACUUUGGCAGCAGUGACUUUGUCUUCUUCUGGAAGAGGAAGAUGACACUAUAGGAAGGGGGUGAUCUGCUUUAGAGUCGAUCAAAAGAAACCCAGUGACAACUAGAAAAUGCCCCGAAGAAAACAAUCGAAUCCACAGCCCGUUAAAUCGGGAUCUGAAGAAGCCACUGGAAUUGGUCAGCCAGAGAGCCUGGUCCUGGAGGGUGAUUUCCUCCUUGGGCAGGACUUUGGAGAGAAUGACUACAGGAUCAUAGGAUUUGAACGAGACUCUGAUUCGGUGACUGCUGACAUGGGAAUUCCAGCCUAUUCCUUCAGCGAUGAGGAGUGCUCCAGUUACAACCGCCUCAGCAUGGAGAGUGACUUUGAGGACCCCCGAGACACAGAGAGUGAACGGGAGGAGAUGGGUGGAGACUCAGCCUUCACUCCUUACCUCUCUUGUAGGCAGUGUGGUCAGCUCCUUGGUGACCCUCUUAGUGGAGACCUCGAUAUAGUGGGGCUCUACUGCCUUCAAUGUAGUGGUGAACAAAGGGGCAUGCUUCAAGAGCAUGAUCAGGAAGAAGAAAAUCUUUUUGCCCAGGGCUCUCAACAGAAUGAGCACAAAGCAGGAUCUACCCCGAACGGCAACUCUUACAAAACCUACUCAUGCAAAUUGUGCAGCUUCACAUCACGCUACUCUAACCAUUUAAAGCGGCACAUGAAAACGCACAAUGGCGAGAAACCCUUCCAAUGCCAGCACUGUGCCUAUGCCUCGGCUCAGCUGGUUAACCUACAGAGACACGUACGCACACACACUGGGGAGAAGCCAUACAAGUGUGAUUACUGUACAUUUGCCUGCAACUCCCUUGGUAACCUGAAGAGGCAUCAACGUAUGCAUACUCAGGAGAAGUCCAAUAAGUGUAGCCAGUGUGAUUUCCUCGCAGAUAGCAGUCUCACACUAAAGAAACAUAUAAUGACUCACCAGAAGGAUGCAUGCCCAGCUACGAUGGAAGAGACUAUAGUGUCUGAUCUGAGUCUACACAUCAGUGCUGAUAGUCACCCACCUACCCUGCUGGAGGCUGAAGGUCUGGAUCAGGGGUCAGAGGCGCUGACCGAGCAGCUCUUCCCCUUCACGUGCCGUGUGUGUGGCUCCACACUGGAAAAGGAGGAGGCACUUGACUCGCACAUCUGCAGGAAGUGUGCCCUGGACAUGUUAGCAAAGAGCACACCCUCCAGCCCUGAGAAAGAAGACAAGCUCUAUUCGUGCACUUCAUGCCCCUUUAUCACACAGUAUCCCAACCACCUAGCACGCCAUAUGAAGACUCACAGCGGCGAGAAGCCGUACAAGUGCCCGCAGUGCAGCUACGCCUCUGCUCACUUUGACAACCUGAAGCGACACCACCGCGUACAUACAGGAGAGAAGCCUUAUAAGUGCCCCCUAUGUGACUAUGCUUGUGGCAACCUGGCCAAUCUGAAGCGGCACGAGCGCAUCCACUCGGGUGCCAAGCCCUUCCAGUGUACUGUGUGCAGUUACAGCUGCAACCAGAGCAUGAACCUAAAGCGCCACAUGUUGUGUCACACUCGGGAAAAACCCUUUAAGUGCCAGGAGUGUGCCUACACCACAGGCCACUGGGACAACUACAAAAGGCACCAAAAAAAGCACAGCCGCUCCACUGAAGGCUGGAUUAAGAUGUCGUUGCCGAAAAAGGAAGACGAGGAGGAGGAGGGGGAGAUGUAG